AGGAGGAACGACCUACGAAGGGCACUUCACAAAAAGCCUAAACAAAGAACGGAGAAUAGGCGAAAAUGGAAUUCCAGGAUCACGCUUACACCAGCACCACUUAUGAUAAAGACAGCCCCGUGGAGUUCACAUAUAAAAUGAGUUCAAAAGAAGUUGAAGACUUUGUGAGACUGAGGGUUUCAAAUAAUUACCUCUUCUCUGGAAGAAGAAAUACUUCCAUGUGGGCAUGGAGGUCCAUCCUCAAACAUAUGGGAUUGCAACACAAGAUGACCCAUAGUCAAGCAUCCAAAAAAUGGGAAAACAUGAAGAAGCGGUACAAGGAGCUAAAAAACCCUCCAGAUGGGGUGAAAGUGUUCCCUGAAACGUGGACUCAUUUCACCCUGAUGGACGAUGCUAUAGAGGGUCGGCUGGAAGGCAGUGCCCCCAUCCUCAAGGCUUUACCCAGCGACAAAGACAACUGUGAUUUCUUAUCCAUUUCCAAACCCAAGAAAAGGAAGGUAUCCAUGGUGAUAUCCCCCCCUACAGCUUUGGUAGCAGGUGGGCCAGAGAUCGAGGUUUCAUUAAAUGGAGACGAGGAUAGGGAGGAGGAGAUGGGGGAGGGAUGCCAGGACAUAGAUCGCAUCAUGCUGGAGGUGGACAACGAGAGGAAUGUGAUGGAGAGAGAAAGACAGGUGAUGGAAAAGGAGAAACAGAUGAUGGAAAGGGAGCGGCAGGUACUGCAGAGGGAGAGGGCAGCACUGGAUCGGGAGGUCGCUGCCCUGGACCGAGACCGAGCCUCGCUGGAGAGAGAGAGGGCGAUGAUAGAGCGAGAGAAGGCGGUGAUGGAGAGGGAGAAGGCGAUGGUGGAGAAGGACAGAGAUGCUGUGUGCAGGGACCGACUGGCUCUGGAGCGAGAGAAGGCCAGACUGGAGAGACUAUAUGCAUCAAAAGAAAGGACUGAGGACGUUACAGAAGACAGCAGCAACAUGAAAGACACCGAUGUCAUGGACAGGAAGGAACGGUUCCUUCAAUUGUUUGAAAAACUUAUAGAAAACUUUUGAGAGAAUCUUUGGA
This is a messenger RNA of Seriola dumerili (greater amberjack), 1053 nucleotides long. RefSeq lists its product as uncharacterized. The record is from RefSeq and is a predicted model, not a curated record. Bases 66 to 1040 code for a protein of 324 amino acids. Lineage: Eukaryota; Metazoa; Chordata; Actinopteri; Carangiformes; Carangidae. The transcript is spliced from 4 exons.